AUGACGAUGAUGAUGACUGGCCGUGUGCUGCUGGUGUGUGCCCUCUGCGUGCUGUGGUGCGGUGCUGCUGGAGCUGCUGCUGAUGUUUCUGAGGAGAGGGUGGAUCUUUCAUCUUCUGAAAGGUCCCAAAUGCUACAAAAUGUGUUAUCUGAGCCUACGGAUGGAAAAGAAAGUUUGGAGCACAAUUCCUGCCUUGAGAGGCUGGGGUCGGAUGUAAAUACCGCGGAAUGUACGAAGGCGAAGACAAACAAUUCGGAUGCCAUCUCUACCGAUCCGUUAUCGCCGUCACACGCGCCCAGUAACCCAAAUCCCGAGAAGGGCCUACAGCCUGUUGCGCCACCUACCGGGCCUGUUCAGGCACAUCAACCCAACCUGAUGCACGUUAAAGGAGUUGUGGAGGAAGUACGGGAAGAGGAUGAGGAGGGAAAAAGAAAAAAAGAACUUGAAGAGCAGAAUAAACAUCAAAAUCAAGAAAGUCACGAAAAUCCAUCGUCACGUGAAAAACCUUCAGUACUAAAAGGAAAUCAACCUGUAGGACAAGAAGCAACGCUACAAGGAGACUCAGCGCAGCAGGGAAGAAAGCACCAGGAAGAAGCACCAGUACAAAUACAACAAGAAAAAGACGUACAGCACAGAGAAUUAUCCCAGCAUGACCAACUACUUCAAGGCCAUCAAGAAGGACAGGAAGGACGACGCCCCGACGAAGAACAACCGCAAAUACUAAAAGCACAAAAAGAAAAGGUAGCGACUGCUUCAUCAACCGGGCCAAAUUUAACGCAACAGUCGCCGCCACAUAUGAAAAUAAAUGGCUUGCAACAGGAGGGAUCCGCCGCCAGUUCAUCAGAGCAGUUGAAAGAGGAAAUUCCCUCGGUUUCAACGGAAAGUAAAUCAAAUGGAACCAUUGACCCACCGUCGCCACAAGCUUCUGAAGGAGAAGGUGGCGCCCCUGCCGCACUUCAGACACAAGAGGAAGACGCAAACAUUCGCCAAGUUGUUGAAUUUUCUGAAACCGCAGCUAGAGAAGAAGACCACCAACAUGAACAUCCCCCCGACAAUUACGGAGAAACCACGAAAGAGAAACCAGCCGUUGUUACAAAUAACACAGCAAAUAAAAAUGGCGGUGACAGUGACGGCAGCACCGCGGUCUCCCACACCACCUCCCCUCUUUUGCUUCUCCUUGUUGUUGUUGCGUGUACGGCGGCUGCUGCGGUGGUGGCCGCGUGA
Molecule: messenger RNA, 1224 nt
Organism: Trypanosoma cruzi
Lineage: Eukaryota; Euglenozoa; Kinetoplastea; Trypanosomatida; Trypanosomatidae
Product: mucin-associated surface protein (MASP), putative
Exons: 1
Coding region: 1-1224 (407 amino acids)
Source: RefSeq, a predicted model, not a curated record